Molecule: messenger RNA, 1329 nt
Organism: Symbiodinium sp. CCMP2592
Lineage: Eukaryota; Dinophyceae; Suessiales; Symbiodiniaceae
Source: the annotation of a GenBank genome assembly
AUGGAGGUAGAGGCGACCUUGGAUGGUGGCCUUGAUGUUGGAACGAUCGAGGACACGCACCAGCUCUUGACGUACAAGGUGCCUACUUGUAGCAGAAAAACGGCCAAGCUGGUACGACAUGUCUCGAGCUUUGCUUUGACCAGCCCGAAGAUGCUGCGUGUGACGCCGGCUCACCGCGCCCUCUGCGGUCUUGGAUACGCCAUGCGACAGGGUCCUUACUCAUCAACGGAGUGGUAUCACUUCAGCAGUGAGGCAGAGCAGAUCCCGCAGUUCUGGACGCACUCCUGGCGUGGCCGGGUUUGGUUCAAGAUCGCCCUGCUGCAUGUGAUCUGCAACGGUUUUGCCGCACUUGUUCUUGGGACUCUGGUGGUGGUGUUCACAUCCAUUCCAAUCGUUAAGUUGGGCCUAUCUAUCCAGUGGGCUCUCUUGGCUGGCUUGGUCACUUCCUGCCUUGGCCUGGUGCUCUGGCGCCCCUCUCGGAAGAUCUUCUUUGACAAGAUCUGCAUCGCACAGAAGGACCCAAAGCUCCAGGCGGAGGGAGUGGUCAACGUCGGUGCCGCCGUAAAGAACUCGCAGUCUAUGCUCGUUUGCUGGGAUCCCACAUACCUGAGCCGCUUAUGGUGCGUUCUGGAAGUGGCUGCUUUUCUGAAAACCCACGAGAAUGCGGCAGAGUUGAUCAUUCGGCCUACAAGCUGGGGCCCUUUGGCCAUCGUUCUGUUCGGCACAUUCUGGGCCUGGAGUGGAAUGUCGCAGUGGAACGCGAGCCUGAUCUUGGGCUCCCUGGAGUCCGAACAACUGGGGCCUAUGACGGUGGCACUGGUUUACUCCGCAGUCAACGCGGUUAACCACAUGCUCUUCAUGCCCUGGAUCUCCCACUUCUGGCGCAGCCACCUGAGAGACUUGGAGAAGGCUUGCACUCAGCUCUCGGAUUUCCGCUUCGACCGGGACGUAAGUUGCCACUGCUGUGCCAUUGGACACGUGAAUCCAAUAACGGGCAAGGCGAUGAUUUGCGACCAUGAGACCAUAGGAGAAUGCCUUCGCAUUUGGUUUGGGUCCACCAGCGAGUUUGAGCAGGUCAUUCGCGACAGGGUGGCGCCGACUUUCAAGCAGAGUUUUCGGAAGCACCCCUUGCCAUACAACUGGAUUCUUGGUGCCACGGUCCCAACGCUCUGGAUCAGCAUCUGCAAUGCCGUGCAGGCAGCUCAUGAUGGGUCAGAUUUCCUGGCCUUGCAGAUAUUCUGCAACCUUUCGUUUUGGUUGGCUGGCUUUCCUAUCCUUCUUCACAUCGAGCGACUUGGCAGAGCUUCGUAUAGGGGCCUUCAUAGUUAG